GGGGAAGAUGGCGGCAGCGCUGAGCUUCGCUCGCUGCAUCGUCCGUCCAGGGCUGCUGCCCCUCUGCAGCCGUGUGUGGGGCAGCGGCGCCCGCGAGCGCGCCGGCCUCCCGCCCGCCCAGCGCAGAGCCUUCAGCAACAACAAGAUGCUGGUGGAGCUGGACGAGGGCUCAGGCGUCGCCACAGUGAAGUUUAAGAGCCCUCCUGUCAACAGCCUCAGCCUGGAUUUCCUGACUGAGUUAUCCAUAGGCUUGGAGAAGCUGGAGAACAACCGGGGCUGCCGGGCCGUGAUCUUCACAUCCGCCAUCCCCAAAAUCUUCUCUGCUGGCCUGGACAUCACCGAGAUGUGUGGGAAGAGCACGGAGCAUUACGCCGAGUUCUGGAGAGCUGUGCAGAAUAUCUGGCUCCGGCUCUACGGCUCCAACAUGGUGACAGUCGCUGCAAUCAAUGGAUCCAGCCCAGCAGGAAGCUGUCUCCUUGCCUUGUCGUGUGACUACAGAAUCAUGGCUGACAACCCCAAAUUCGUCAUUGGCCUGAACGAAUCACAGCUGGGCAUUGUGGCUCCCUUCUGGUUUAAGGACACGUUUGUGAACGUUGUGGGACACCGAAUUGCUGAACGUUCCCUUCAGCUGGGCAGCCUUCACUCUGCACCUGAAGCCCUGCAGCUUGGCAUUGUGGACGAGCUGGUGCCCGAGGAGAAGCUCCAGGACAAGGCUGCCGCUGUUGUAGCGCAGUGGCUGGCUCUGCCCGACCAUGCCCGUCAGAUCACCAAGUCUAUGAUGAGGAAGUCGGUGCUGGACCGCCUGUUGACUCACCAGGAAGAGGACGUUCAGAACUUUGUCGGCUUUAUUUCUAAAGAGUCCAUCCAGAAGUCGCUUCGCAUGUAUAUGGAGAUGCUGAAGAAGAGGAAGGGCUGAAGAGCCAGACAUCCCAGGCCUGGUAGCAGGAGCUUGUGUGACCCACUGAAGUGCUGCAACAGCUGUAGCCUCUUACAGGGAAGCGCUCUGCACUGCCAACAACCAGCAAGGUGUUGCCUGCUCCUGUGGCUGCCCUCGUCACCCCUUCCCCUUCGUACCCUACCUGUGCCUGACACCACUGCUGCCUUUCCUGAGAGCAGGGGAACUGCUUGCUCAGCCCACCUGAGGAGCAGAGAGGGGAGAGCAUCCGAUACCGCUGUGUCCUGAGCCCACAGAUCUUGGAUAACCUCYCUCCUUUCCAACACCUCGUUGUGAAAAGGAGAUUUGUCAAUAAAGCCAUUUUUUGA
Nothoprocta perdicaria is the source of this 1263-nucleotide messenger RNA. RefSeq names its product enoyl-CoA delta isomerase 1 (gene ECI1). Gene Ontology annotation, cellular component: mitochondrion. Gene Ontology annotation, biological process: fatty acid beta-oxidation. The record is from RefSeq and is a predicted model, not a curated record. The transcript has 7 exons. The coding region runs from base 8 to 916 and encodes 302 amino acids. NCBI's taxonomy places the organism in Eukaryota, Metazoa, Chordata, Aves, Tinamiformes, Tinamidae. Gene Ontology annotation, molecular function: enoyl-CoA hydratase activity.